CCAUGGAUGAAGGCUGUGAGACGUGGGUGGAAACGGCAAUAUUUUUCGACUGCCUCAGUCUUUGCCUACGAAUUGGGCCAGCCCCAUUGGAUUCAACCCGAAAUACUGUACCUACUUAGUUGCCCGGGUAUCUCAAAUACUAGCAAGCGUUUAUUUUUUGCCCCAACAUGGGCAAGUCCGGCAGCCAGAAGCGUCGGCGCGAGGCCGAAGCAGCGCAGGAGCAGGCGGCGGCGGCGGUCCCUCUUUCCGAAGACUCGACUUCUGCAGCAAACCCAACUCCGCCGAUUAAGAAGGCCCGCGUUGAGGAGCGUCGGUCUCUCUUUGUGCGCUCGCUGCCGACCGGUGCCACCGGCGAGUCCCUGACCGAGUUCUUCUCACAGCAUUUCCCCGUCAAGCACGCCACCGUCGUUGUCGAUCCUAAAACCAAAACCUCCAGAGGCUAUGGCUUCGUUACCUUCACCGACCCCGACGAUGCAAUCCAAGCCAAGGAGAAGCUUAACAACGAGCUCCUCGACGGCCGGCGCUUGAGGUUGGACAUCGCAGAGCCUAGGCACCGUGCUGCUACAAAGGCUGGUGUCCCUGUCGAGACCUCCAAGGUCUUCCAGGAGAAGCAGAAGCGCGAGGAGGAGCAGGCUGAGAACCGCAAGGCCCCGAAGCUCAUUAUCCGGAACCUUCCCUGGAGCAUCAAGAGCUCAGAACAGCUGUCCGCACUGUUCAAAGGUUUCGGCAAGGUCAAAUUCGCCGACCUUCCCAACAACAAAGGCAAGCUUUCGGGCUUCGGCUUCAUCACCCUCCGCGGCCGGAAGAAUGCCGAGACUGCCAUCGAGAAGCUCAAUGGCAAGACCGUCGACGGCAGACCCAUUGCCGUCGAUUGGGCUGUUGAAAAGAGCGUCUGGGAACAACAACAGGCACCGGAGGCUGAGACGCCCAAGAAAAAGUCGGCCGCAAAGGAGACUUCCAAGGAGAGAAAGUCAGACGACGAACCUAAGCCAAAGAGCAAUCCAAAGAAGGCCGCAGAUGACUUUGACGAGGAUGAGGACAUCAGGAAUUUCCUCGAAAAGAAUAUGGAGACGCUUGAGAGUGAGGACGAGGAUGAGGAUGAGGACGAGGACGAAGAUGGAAGCUCAGAAAAGGACGAGGAAGAUGAAGAUGAUGAGGAGGAUGACGACGAUGAGGACGGGGGUGCCGAGGUUGGCGACGACAAGAAGAAGCACCCCUCGUCAGACAACGCCAGCACAUUAUUCAUUCGUAACGUGCCCUUCACCACCACCGACGAGCAGCUCAAGGAGCAUUUUUCGCAGUUCGGCGCCGUCAGGUAUGCGCGUGUGGUCAUGGACCACGCCACGAAAAGGCCAGCCGGCAAGGGUUUCGUGUGUUUCUUCAAUGUGGAGGACGCCGAAUCUUGCGCUCGCAAUGCGCCACGCUACAGGCCCGCCCCAACGUUGACCAAGCACUCGGUCCUGCAGGACGAGACGGUCGACGCCGAGGGCAAGUACACCAUAGAGGGGCGGGUGCUGCAGGUCUCCAAGGCCGUGAGCAAAAACGAGGCCGAGAACUUGACCUCGGCCGCUGCCGCCGCUCGCAACGCCGAGGACAAGGACAAAAGGCGGCUUUUCCUGCUAUCCGAGGGCCAGAUCCCAGCGAGCUCCCCAGUCUACUCCCUGCUCCCCGCUUCCGAGAUCCAGAUGAGGGAGGCAAGCGCCAAACAGCGCAAGAUGAUCGAGAGCAACCCGAGCCUACACCUCAGUCUUACUAGGUUAGCCAUCCGCAAUAUCCCGCGGAACAUGACGGCCAAGGACCUAAAGGCUCUAGCCCGAGAGGCUGCCGUCGGCUUCGCUAAAGACGUCAAGGAGGGCAAACGCGCACCGCUGUCCAAAGAGGAGUCCCGGCGGGGUGGUCAGACGGAUAAGGACGGAGAGCACAACAGAAAGUUGAAAAAGAAGGGUAUCGUCCUGCAGGCCAAGAUUGUGUUCGAGAGCAAGGACGGCUCCAAGGUCUCCGAGGUCAAGGACGCGGAUGGAGGUGCCAGGAGUCGAGGCUACGGCUUCAUAGAGUAUUCGUCCCAUCGCUGGGCUCUCAUGGGUGCGCGCUGGCUCAAUGGCCAUUCAGUCAACGGCGCCACUGGCAAGAAGGCCAUGAGACUGAUCGUUGAGUUCGCCAUCGAGAACGCCAACGUGGUGGCUCGGCGAAACGCAACUCACGAGAGGUUCAAGGGGCAGGGGCCGCCCACCCAGAGCAAGCCUCAGGCGGCAACGGACAACAAGGCGGCCUCCAAGGAUGAACAGGGGAGUCUGGAGGCUGGGGAUGGCGGCAAGGUGACGAAAUCGGCCGAGAAGAAGCUCGCCAUGAGGCAGCAGAUUAUCGGUCGCAAGAGGAUGAUGCGGAAAAAGAAGGCAGACAUGCGCCGUGGCAAAUGAGCUGUAUGAACUGUAGCGAGGUUAUCGCACGCUGGCGCGCCAAUAAAAGGAGGCAGGCUUCAGGGCAGGUACUGGGCGUGAUAAGGGUAGGCUUUGCUGGAUAUUUUGGUGAUGGGUUUUCGCGGACGAGCUCUGCCAGCGCUCUGUUGCUAUCAAGCCACAUGUAGUAAUACCAAAUGAUACCAACGUGGAGA
Gaeumannomyces tritici R3-111a-1 is the source of this 2611-nucleotide messenger RNA. Its product is annotated as nucleolar protein 4. The transcript has a single exon. The record is from RefSeq and is a predicted model, not a curated record. Gene Ontology annotation, molecular function: RNA binding. The coding region runs from base 168 to 2417 and encodes 749 amino acids. NCBI's taxonomy places the organism in Eukaryota, Fungi, Ascomycota, Sordariomycetes, Magnaporthales, Magnaporthaceae.